UUCUAGUGCGCGCUCUCCUUCCACUGUCGGACUCUCUUCUUGCGGACUCUGGCUGGAGGUGGAGGAUAACAAAAAUAUUUUUUAUGGUGCCGAAAGCUGCUCUUCCCUUUUCUUCGCGUCAACUUGAGACUGAGAGAAAACUCAGAAAGUGUUUUUUUUAAUGUUAUUUUAUUUUUUUUGCGUGAAAAACAAAGUGGAGCUUCAGCCUGAGGAAAAGACAAGUCAGCUGCUGAACCCAGAAGCAUGUCCUCCUUUGGCAGCAGGACCCUCUCUGCUCUUCCUCAGGGUGACCCUCUGACAUGAGCCACUGAAGUUUAAAGACACAGCUCCCUCUGCUGGACGUCAUCUGCAGCUACAGACCAUGGCUGAGUCCAGCUACUCCGAUCUCAUUGCCAAACACUACAACUUCACUGGCAAGUUUCGGAAGACGCAGCAGGACUCCGGUCUGAAGGCUGACUCUGUGAUCUUCAUCAUCGUGUGCUGCUUCAUCAUCCUGGAGAACAUCCUGGUUCUUGCCACCAUUUGGAGGACCAAGAAGUUUCAUAAGCCCAUGUACUACUUCAUUGGGAACCUGGCGCUGUCCGACCUGCUGGCCGGCGUUGUGUACACCGCCAAUAUCCUGCUGUCUGGAGCCAACACCUACAAGUUGACACCCACACAGUGGUUCCUGAGAGAGGGCAGCAUGUUUGUGGCUCUGGCGGCAUCUGUCUUCAGCCUGCUGGCCAUCGCCAUUGAGCGCCACCUCACCAUGCUGAAAAUGAAGCUGCACAACAACGGCAACACGUGCCGCGUCUUCCUCCUCAUCAGCACGGUGUGGAUGAUUGCAGCGAUGCUGGGCGGGCUGCCGCUGAUGGGCUGGAACUGCAUCCACAGGAUGUCGGAGUGCUCCACCGUCCUGCCACUCUACCACAAGACCUACAUCCUGUUCUGCACCACCGUCUUCAGCAUCAUCCUCAUGGCCAUCGUGGUGCUCUACGCCCGGAUUUACACGCUGGUGCGCACUCGCAGCAGCAAGCUCGUCUUCCGCAAAGUAACCAACAGCCGCGGAAACCCCAGCGCCAACACCAAGAGCUCAGAGAAGUCCCUGGCUCUGCUGAAGACCGUCAUCAUUGUCCUGAGCUGCUUCAUUGCCUGCUGGGCGCCGCUCUUCAUCCUCCUGCUGCUGGACGUGGCCUGUGAGACACUGAGCUGCCCCAUCCUCUACAAGGUGGAUUGGUUUCUUGCGCUCGCUGUCCUUAACUCGGCCAUGAAUCCCCUCAUCUACACGCUGACCAGCAACGAGAUGCGGCGCGCCUUCCUCAAGACGCUGCUGUGCUGCACCACCUGCAUCAGGCCAAAGGCUAAGUUCACGGGGCCCAUCAUGGGGGCGGAGUUCAGUCGCAGCAAGUCCGAUAACUCCUCCCAUCCCCACAAGGAAGAGGGGGAAUAUUCUCCAAAGGAGACAACAGCGGUGUCCUCAGGGAAUGCCACCUCGUCCUCCUAAACACGGACGGAUUGUCCAGUUGAUGGCUGUGUUUGUACAGGUUUACCUUCAGCUGAUCACAGCCCGCAUUGAGACUUCCAAACUGGAUAAACUGGCAAAACUCUGACUCAAAGGUUUCGUGAAGCUCCGCUUUAAGGCUGCAGCCUGUGGAUCCCUGUGGUCAUGCUUUGUUUAGCACUGAGUCUCCCCAGAACACUUUGUUCACUGAAGGUGGCAUGUAGCUCCAUCCACCAGAUAGUGGGAGGAGCUACAGGAGGGUUUCAAACAUCUCUGUGGUUUGGUGCUUCACGAAGGAGUUUGAACUGGAAUUCUGAUCAUCAUAGGAACUGUGGUUGAUUCUGGUAGAAGAAUCCGACUUUACACUUACUCGCUAAGAAAAACUAGAGCAUGUAGCACUUAAGCACACAAGUGUGAUAAUAUUUAAUUCAGAGAAAUGUCAUAUUUGUUUGUCUUCGCCUUGAAGAAGUUCAGGCAUGAAUUCAGAGCUCAGCUGCUUCUGUGUCUGUGACCUUGUCUCUCCUUAAACGGUUUCUGAGCUCCGGUUCUCAGGAUCCACCAACAUGCAUGUUCUGUUUCUCUGUAUGAAGACCCAUCCCGUUGAAAACAGUGUUUUUUUUUAACACAUUAUUUUGGGAUUUUUUUCAUGAUAGAGGACAUAUAUGAAGAAUAUUAAGCUUAAAACUGCUUUACUGAGUAUUUCUAUUUUCAAAUCAUUGUGAAUCAAGAGCAGGCAAAAAGAUUAUAGGUGUGACAUAGAAGCUACAAAUUCUCAGAAAGCGCGUAAACAGAUGAGUGACGGGAGAUGGAGGCGGGCUUAUUCCACGUCAUUGGUCCCACCCACAUCUCAAAGGCAAAUUUCUGAUGAACUACUGCCGCUCUGCAGAAACUAUGUCCUAGAAAACGAAACCAUUUUUUAAUUUGUUUUAUUUCAUUUAAACUAAAUGGCAUAAACAUAAUCAAAAGACCACUGGGAACGGUUUAAAAACUGAUUAAAAAUUGACCAGAGUAGGACUUUAAAGCAGAGGAACAGAAAAAGUAUCCAAGACGGUGGACCCUAAAAGCCUGGAAUUCAGAAACAAUGUAAGACACCUACAGUUUUUUUUUUAAAUUGUAUAUUCCAAAUAAGGGAACAAAUGACAAAAAAGGGACAAUAUGAGAUCAGGCUGUUUUUUCUUUAGUGGCAAAAGUAAUGCUACAGAAAAGAAGAGAAGGCAACACAAAUGUUUUGAACUCUUAAUACAAUAAGUGUUAGUGAAAUGACUCCAGUUCCUAUUUUGCCUAAAUGUUGGGUCAAAAUAUUAUUUGAAUGUUUGUGGAUUUUUUUAAUCAAUUGGGUACAAGCGAAAGGUUUUCACCAUAAUUUUCUUUUUCAUUGACCCUAUUUAUUAAAACUAAAAAUAAUUGCCCCAAUCUAUUAGAGCUUAGUUGUCAUACACAAAGUUUGUUUUUUGCUCUAUAAGCACUUAAAAAAAUAUAACUAAUAUGUAAUUAGUUUUCCAGAAAUAAUUGAUUUUGAACCUAAGCUUAAAGCAAUAAGCCUUAAACUCUCCAAAUAAGACAUAAGUCAAUUUAUUACUUUGAAAAUAUGGCGAUUAAAAAAAGGUUAUCUCUGAGAUAGGUCAGUUUUUUGAUGCCCAGUCAGUCGAUCAUCUUGUGGUUUUACAUGAUAAAAUUCUGUUUGAUGUUCCAGAUGAUCCUCUGAGCUGUGAAUUUGUGAGCAUUUCUGAUGUGUUGAUCGUGUUCGACUUGUAGAAACAUUGGGUCAGACUGUGUUUUCUAUUUGUGUCCGUUGCUGUUGCCGCCAGUGGUGACAAAAGUGUAGUUGAUCUAAUUUAAACAAAAGAAAAAAAUAAAGUUUUUUGUUUUUUGCAGGAUGCAUCAAAAGACGUCAAGAGCAUUUUAAAAAUCGAUAAACUACAAACAGGAAUUUUACUCUGACUAUUUAAAGAAUUUCCGCAUCAUAGGACAUGUUUUCAUAGACGCGGCUUUGAUAGUGUUCCAGUGCCUUUUGGUUUCUUUUAUUUUCCAUCAGAAAAUAGAUUAAUAAAUUAAUUUCCUUAUCUAUAUUUGUAAUGUGCGACGACCCAGCAGAAUUCUCUGUCUUUCUUUUUAAUUCCUGUAUGUCUGUUCAGUGUUUAGUGUUUGUUAGCACAUAAUAAAGAGAAAUAGAAAUAUG
Oryzias latipes (Japanese medaka) is the source of this 3659-nucleotide messenger RNA. It is a transcript of the gene s1pr1, whose product is annotated as sphingosine-1-phosphate receptor 1. The record is from RefSeq and is a predicted model, not a curated record. Gene Ontology annotation, biological process: G protein-coupled receptor signaling pathway. NCBI's taxonomy places the organism in Eukaryota, Metazoa, Chordata, Actinopteri, Beloniformes, Adrianichthyidae. Gene Ontology annotation, cellular component: membrane. Gene Ontology annotation, molecular function: sphingosine-1-phosphate receptor activity.